Messenger RNA from Vicia villosa (hairy vetch), 2595 nucleotides. Its product is annotated as protein FAR1-RELATED SEQUENCE 5-like. Gene Ontology annotation, molecular function: zinc ion binding. The record is from RefSeq and is a predicted model, not a curated record. The transcript is spliced from 4 exons. Lineage: Eukaryota; Viridiplantae; Streptophyta; Magnoliopsida; Fabales; Fabaceae. Bases 1 to 2595 code for a protein of 864 amino acids.
AUGGAUUUGGCUACUUUAUUUGGUAAAUUGUUGGAACACACAAUGGAGCUGAAAAGGCUAGCUGAUGAUGAAAAAGGUAACAAGAAUAAGAAAAGUCUAGCUUUCAAGACCGAGGAAGAAAAAGAUUCUGACUCUGAUGAUGAUUUGAAAUUUUUUUCUUCCGAAACUUCAAAAUAUUUGAAGUAUGACAAGCAACAAGAUGUUCAACACAAGAAUGAAGGGAGGUGUACCAUGGAAAACACCGACCAUUAUGAUUCCAACUACUAUCGAUACCGUGACAGUGGAACAUCUGAUUCUGAAGCGGACAAUGACAGUAAUUCGGUGUCCAGUGCGUACCAAAGUUCAAGUGAUGGCGAUGGCGAUGGUGAUAGUCACAAUGAAAAAUUCCAUGAAUUUGAUGCAGUUGUAGGUGAUAGAAUAGUGAAAAUUGAUGCCCUUAAUGCUGAUGAAAUUCGUGCUAUGGAAUUCGGUACAGUUGAUGAAGCUAAUUUGUUUUAUUUCAAGUAUGCUAAAUGUAAAGGGUUUGCCAUUAGGAAAAGUGAUGUUAGGAGAAGAUCGACUGGGGGUGGACAAACAAUUAUAAUGAGGCAGUUUGUAUGCAAUAAACGCCGUCUAAGAGAUACAAAACACUUAAGGAGGCUUGAUAGAAAAAGAGAACACAGACCUACGACCCGCACUAAUUGUCCCGCUAGGCUUCGUGUGCAUUACAACCCCCAGAAGGGUAGUUAUGUAGUGUCAUGUUUUGAAGAGGCUCACAACCAUGAAUUAACACCAUCUAGGUUUAUCCACUUACACCCCAUUUAUCGUGAGAUUACUGCAGCAGAUAGAGCUCAGAUUGACGGUCUACAGUCAAAUGGAAUUAGAACUUGUCAUAUAAUGGGGUACAUGGUUGCUCAGAAGGGUGGACACGAUCGUGUUGGGUUUACAAAGAAGGAUCUGUACAAUUAUUUUGAUAGUAAAAUGCGUGCUACUUUUAAAGAUGGUGACGUUGCCGCUGCUAUAAAUUAUCUAAAUGUGAAGUCAUCUACUGAUCCCAUGUUAUAUGGUAAAUAUGCCGUAGGCAUGGAUGGACGAAUGAAGUCCCUUUUUUGGGCUGAUGGAAGCAGUAGAUCUGACUAUUUUUGUUUUGGCGAUGUGAUUGCGUUCGACACGACUUACAAGAAGAACAAAUACAACUACCCAUUGGUUAUAUUUUCAGGGUGUAACCACCACUCUCAGACAGUUAUUUUUGGUGCUGCAUUGGUGUCAGAUGAAACGACAGAAACGUAUAAGUGGUUGUUGGAGUGUUUUUUAGAGUGCAUGGAAAAUAAAUACCCAGAAGCAGUUGUAACAGAUGGAGAUGGGGCGAUGAGGGAAUCUAUAAAACAGGUGUUUCCGGAUGCGACACAUCGUUUAUGCGCUUGGCAUUUGAACAAGAAUGCGGCUGAGAAUGUAAAGAACUCGGAAUUUUUGAAAGAUUUUCAAAAAGCCAUGUACUCUAAUUUUACAAAGGAUGAAUUUGAAGAGUUUUGGUCAAAAACAAUUAAAGAAAACGGACUUGAAGGAAAUCCUUGGGUUCAAAAAACGUACGAGAACAGGUCACUAUGGGCAACUGCAUAUCUACGUGAGAAGUUUUUUGCACGUAUAAGAACUACGUCUCAAUGUGAAGCCGUCAAUGCAAUCAUCAAGAGUUAUGUCAGGAAGAAAGGCUGCAUUUUUGAAUUUAUGCACAAUUUUGAUCAGGCUAUGAGAUCUUAUAGAAACAAUGAACUGAUUGCCGAUUUUAAAUCAAUGUUUUCAGAACCUGUGAUGACUACUCAACUGCGUGCCCUUGAGAGCCAUGCUGCGAAAGUUUAUACUACGGAGAUUUUCAAGGAAGUCAGAGAUGAAAUAGUGAAGGCUGGAUCAUUGAUUGUUAAGGAAAGGUUAAUUCACAACGGAUUUAAGACUUAUCGAUUUACAAAAUAUUGUUGUGAUAACUAUGACGUAGAGGUUGUGUAUGAUGGUGAAACACUUCAAUGCGAGUGUAGGUUAUGGGAUUCUCGUGGGAUUCCAUGUUCUCAUAUGUUUGGUGUCAUGAAGGAAGAACAUGUUAGUCUCAUUCCCACCGGUUUGAUUUUGUCGAGGUGGACGAAGGAUGCAAAAAUUCAAUACUUGAACAUGAAUUGUAAUGGUUCUGAUGAUCCUAAUAUGAUUGAGCUAGCUCGGUUUGGUGCAUAUUGUUCUGCAUUUACUGUUUUUUGCAGAGAAGCUUCAAAAAAGGAAGGUGUUUAUGGGGACAUAAUGGGUGAUAUUCUGAUGUUACAAAAAAAGUAUUGCAGUACGGACGAUCCUAUUUUGGCAUCGAACUCAGCCGUAGGUGAUCCAAAUAUUGUGAGUAGCAAAGGUGCUCCAAAGAAAAAAAAGAAUGACAUAAAAGCUAUUAGACGAUGUUCUAAAUGCAAUAGUAGAACUCAUAAUGCAAGGAGUUGUUUGGUUGCGGAAAAUGCGCCAUUUGAACAAAAUGUUGGUAUGACGUCGCGGCCAGUAACUGAUUCAUUCAGCCUAGUUGUGAAGAAUAAUUUGUUUGUUAAAACAGAACAAGAAUGCAAAAAGAGGUCGCAUUGGGGGAAGUAG